AUGUCGACUCGGUCGUCUCGCAAUGCAUUUACGCUGGUAGAACUGUUGGUGGUGAUUGCUAUCAUCGGUAUUCUGAUCGCUCUCCUGCUCCCCGCCGUCCAACAAGCCCGGGAAGCUGCCCGCCGCAUGAGCUGCUCGAAUCAGCUGAAACAAGUUGGCUUGGCGAUGCACAACUUCCACGACACCUUUGGUGAAUUUCCAUUCGCGAUGCGAGACCGUGAAGAGGGAAGUUCGGUGGCGACAUAUGACACCGGUUGGAUCCAAAUCCUUCCUUUCCUUGAACAAGACGCCGUUGCGAGUCGCUGGGAUCCAGAAGAACGGCGAAACAGCACCGUUGAUACCGAUGGUGAUGGCUGGACGAAUGCGUUGCUUCAGCAGGAGAUUAUUCCAAGCUACCUGUGCCCGACGAUGACCAUGCCCACAGGGCCAGUGGGAG
Symbiodinium sp. CCMP2456 is the source of this 436-nucleotide messenger RNA. NCBI's taxonomy places the organism in Eukaryota, Dinophyceae, Suessiales, Symbiodiniaceae. The record is from the annotation of a GenBank genome assembly.